Molecule: messenger RNA, 2049 nt
Organism: Emericellopsis cladophorae
Lineage: Eukaryota; Fungi; Ascomycota; Sordariomycetes; Hypocreales; Bionectriaceae
Product: Ran exchange factor Prp20/Pim1
Exons: 1
Coding region: 1-2049 (682 amino acids)
Cellular component (GO): cytoplasm
Molecular function (GO): guanyl-nucleotide exchange factor activity
Source: RefSeq, a predicted model, not a curated record
AUGUCUCCUGAGCAUCUCGACCACAACGGUUCAACUGACGCCGUUCGACCUAGAAAGCGCCAGAAAAGAAAGCACUUCGGCAAAGGACCGCAGCCUUACAAAAGCCAAGUGAACGCUGCGAACACGGCAAAUCCACGGUCCUCUCCACAAUCGCCGUCGGAAGCCCAGCAUGGAUCUCCGGAAAGGGUGAAGCUCGCUGAAGAUAGGGAAAUAAUCAACGAGCCAUGGUCCCUCUUCGUUUGUGGCGACGGUCAGCUUGGCCAGCUCGGCCUCGGUCGUAGAGGGAGAACCCGGACCUUGAAUCCGACACAGCUCCCCGAGCCAAAGCUCAACGAAGAACUGCCAAAGGACGUCGUUGAUUUCGACUGUGGAUCGGAUCAUUGCAUUGCUCUGACGAAGGACAAUAAGAUUAUGACCUGGGGCAAUCCCGAGUUUGGUGCUCUGGGAUGGCCAUUUAGAGCCGCCAUGGCGACCCCACAGCUGACGAACGGUGUUAACAAGAUGGCCUUGGAGACUUGUGAGCCCAAGGAGGUCGAUUUCGCGCACCUAGGAGAUCUGACCUGGACGGCUGUCGCGGCGACGAACAAUGCAUCGUUUGCUUUCACAGACAAGGGUCAUGUGUAUGGGUGGGGUACAUUUUGUUACGAACGAUACCUCAGCUGUCGUGACGAGGCUUCAUUCCAAGCGCUGGGCUAUCCAAGGGACAGGCUUAGGAAAUUUCCAGUCGGACUCACCGAGCCUGGCGAGAUCGCCUACAAGCCAAAGCGGAUCGGGGAGCUGAAAAAUAUCUUUUCUAUUGCUGCCGGUGCUCAGCACGUGCUCGCUGUGGGCAUGGACAACAGAGUCUAUUCGUGGGGAGUGAACUCCUGCGGACAAUUGGGGCGAGGCGUUGAUCAGAAAAAGGGCAACCGUGACAUGCCUGGCAACGUGGACCAGGACGCCUCUGUACGUGAUCACCGAGGGCACACUCGCUCUCACAGAGACAUACGCUUCCUUGACGAGGAAUAUUUGAAGGGCGAUUUGGUCAACUCGAAAGACACUGCAGGAUACCUUGCAGAUGCUGAAGUGGAGGAAUUUAUCCGCCAAGGAGCGAGUGAAUGGCUGAAACCGACAGUCAUUGCUGUCGACGGUGACAAGUCUGGUCGCACUCCCAUAUACUGGGCUGCGUGUGGUGCGCGUCACAGCUACUUGGUCGACAAAUCUGGCCGAGUCUAUGGCUUUGGCAGCAAUGAUCACGGUCAGCUGGCCGUUACUGAGAAAGAGCGGAAGGCAUUCAGUGUGGGUAGCCAAGGACAAAUUUUCCCAAGCGCGAGAAAGCUAGACGAGCCCCGAGAGGUAGAAAGAAUGGCCGCGGGCGAGCUUCACACUAUGGCACUGUUGAAGCCGACGAAGGGUAAUGUCGGAGGUGAGCUUAGGGCAUGGGGCUCAUACGACGACUACGCUCUGGGAAUACCGCCAGCAGACCUUGGACCACAUAAUGUUGCAGAAACAAACAAUGGAAUCGUCGUCACGAAGCCUGGUCCGGUUCCAGGCCUGCACGACAUUGUCCACAUUGCAACCGGAACCUACCAUACCAUCGCCAUCGACAAGGAUGGACAUGUCUUCACUUUUGGCGCUUCUGAUUAUCACCAGACUGGGCGUCCAAGGUUGACGGCGCAGCAAAUCGAGAGCAAACAGCGCCCAGAUGUCCAGAAGAGACCAAUGCCCCUUUUCGGGACGACAAUGAAGAGCCUGAGCGUCUGCGAUGUUGCGUCCCAACCGGAUGGUGGUGAACUGCAGCUGUCGUUGCGAUGGACCACCAAGGUUCGAACUGCUAAAGCCGGGCGAGGUUUCUCGGUCUUUGGAGGCAUUCCUCGUCCCACGGAAGACCUCAGAGCGGGUGUGACACGAACAUCGAAACACAAAGACGCCGAAGGGGAGCGCGAGCAGAUUGGGCGCUUCAAACUGAGGACGCAGUCUCGACAUGCAGGUGGAGACAUGUCGGAUGAGGAUGAGUGGUACGAUGGCCGGCCGCAGCGUCCUUCCAGACGCCAAGGGCAAGCGAGAUAG